AUGUCGGGGAUCAGCAGGGGAUGGUUGGCGACGUGGAUGCUGGGAGCGAUGUUCAUCGUUGCUGUGAAGGGAACGUGUAAAAGGCUGUGUGAACGCGUAAAAUGUGACAACUGUCACGGCAACGGACAAUGUUUCAUCAACUUCCUAGACGGCUGUGUGCGCCAUCCGGAUUUUAAUGGUCUGAGAGACGAUUCCAACAUAGCGGUUGGAGAAGUGGAGGGUAAGUGCCUUGCAAGAGCAAAGGACUACUUUGAAUGGUGCGGAAACAAUCCGACGCAACAAAUCAUCGCCACGUUCAUUCCUACGGGAAGCCAGCACGUCUUUCCUCCAGACGAAGAGGUGGAGGAGGCGAUAAUUCAGGAGGAAACCCAAGACCCUGCCGGAGAGAAGUCAGAGGAAGCCAAGGAAAAAGCGAAAGCAGAGAGAAAUGAGAGCCGCUUCCUGUGCAGAAAGAUCGAUUGGACUUUACCUGACAGACAGAAACUGAUCAGCGAGAGCAGCAGAUUGCACGAAAGCGACAAGUGGAAGAAGGAGAGACUGGGGAUAGAGCUGGAAGGAAUUGUUUAUGAGGUGGCACAAGGUGUAAGGAAAGAGCAGGAAAGCAAAUUACAAGCGCGUUUGGUCCCAAAAGCACUAAAGGCGAUCAAAGCUCUGGUCGACAAGUACAAACCAUCGAAUGUCUUCAUCAUUGGCUUCUCUCCGUCAUCUAGCGAUCAAGCGAGGCUCCUCCAAUGGUUAGAUGAUGUCGGCUUCUUCGGGAGCACGAGCUGCGUCUCCGAUGUCGGUCAUGUCUGGCUCCUUGACAGCAGAGCGCGGGUCAAUCAGCUACUUCCAGUGAGCUUGUCGUGCCAGGCCAAGGAAGUGGUGGAGACACUGAAGCUUACGUCUCUCUUGUCUACCAGCUCGAAACUCGCAGAAGCUCUUUCUGCCGACAUGCACAUCGACGUCUUUCUCUUUGGGCACGCGGAUAAGUCACAAGGAAAGGAAGUGAACCAAGGGGAGGAGAAGGAGGAAAAGAUCCCAUCCAUUCACCUGGUGGACUGGGACGAGCCUAAGGCGGGGAGACAGGAGCAGGGGAACAGCAGCUCUGGCACCGACUCCAAGAAAGCGGCAGGAGAGGAGGAUACCACCAUAUUUUUUGACAGGUACGAGGAGAGGAGAAGUCGCCGCAUGCAUGACAGGCUCCCAGGCGUCAGCGCGACGCUCCUCUCCGGCGAAAUCCGAAGAGCUGACAAGAGCACGUGA
Molecule: messenger RNA, 1245 nt
Organism: Guillardia theta CCMP2712
Lineage: Eukaryota; Cryptophyceae; Pyrenomonadales; Geminigeraceae
Exons: 13
Coding region: 1-1245 (414 amino acids)
Source: RefSeq, a predicted model, not a curated record